This is a messenger RNA of Larimichthys crocea (large yellow croaker), 2612 nucleotides long. It is a transcript of the gene ramp1, whose product is annotated as receptor activity modifying protein 1. Gene Ontology annotation, biological process: calcium ion transport; protein localization to plasma membrane; receptor internalization. Bases 484 to 936 code for a protein of 150 amino acids. Gene Ontology annotation, cellular component: signaling receptor complex; membrane; cell surface. Gene Ontology annotation, molecular function: coreceptor activity. NCBI's taxonomy places the organism in Eukaryota, Metazoa, Chordata, Actinopteri, Sciaenidae. The record is from RefSeq and is a predicted model, not a curated record. The transcript has 3 exons.
UAUCCUGUGUCCCCUCAGCUCUCCCACAGCCGUGUCCUCCCGGAGAGAAGCAGUGAACCCUGACAUAGUCUCUCCUCUCCACCGGUCCCAGACUGGUGCGCCCCGUUGCGCACAGCACAGUUUCCAUCACUGCACGCUUCACAAGCGCGCUUCGAAUUUCUCCAAAACCUCAGGACUGGCUGGCUGGAAAGACAACUACAACUUUAUGAGUCAGUAUGAUUAUGUUUGGAUAACGGAGGAUCGCUGAUAGGAAGAUUCGGGGGAGUACAGCAGGGACAAGGACAAUUCCCACCCCCCUCCUACCGGAGCAGUUUGCGCAAGGUGAUACAGCAGUGGCUCCUGGGUGUUUGACCGCAUUACAUGGAUUUCCUCAUCAGAUGACACUUAUGAUGCUAUCUAUUACUCCUUGAGCGCUUGUUAGUUCCUCUCUCUUUCACUUCCCUCCCAAACUUCAGUCAGUGGAUCAUUUUUGAGAACGACAGGAUGGGAUCGCGCACCGGGGCAGCUCUGCAGAAACAGACGCUCCUGUGGUUCAUUGUAGCAGUGUCUCAGUGUAUGUCUGCACUGGGAUGUGGACCUCACUACGAAUUGGCCAUCGAGGAGCUCUGCCUGGCCAAAUUCAGACUGGACAUGCAAGAGUUGGAUGAAAGACACUGGUGUAGCUGGGAGGACACAGUCGAACUCUACGGCGAGCUGACGAACUGCACUUUCUUGGUGGCGAUGAAGUUGGAGUGCUUCUGGCCCAACAGGCUGGUGGAUGAGUUCUUCAUCCGAGUGCACAGGCACUACUUCCACGAAUGCUCGCUUACUGGACGGCUUCUCAGGGAUCCACCCAAUCGCAUCCUGGGUCCCUUUAUUGCUGUGCCCAUCCUGGUCACCCUCCUCAUGACAGCCCUGGUGGUGUGGAGGAGCAAACGCAGUGAGGGGAUUGUGUAGUGAAGGAAAGGAGAGGGGUAGGGUCACAAGACUCAAGACAAGAGGUACUUUUUGGCUCUAAGUUUGCGUCAUAUUCACCCUCAGUGACCAAAGGAUUUCUUUUUCUGCGUGUUUGGGGAAAGGAACUGAACUGAACCAGAUGAUUGAAUGCACUGAUAUCAAUAUGAAGCAUUUCCAGCUCCAAUCUAUUUUUACAGCAUAAUGUGGAUUACUCACCUAAAUCAAAUGUGGAGCAGGAUAGUGACUGAUGAAAAGAUACUGUAAAUACAUCACUUUAUUGAGAUAAAUUGCUUCAAAGAAUGUUGGAUGUGGUGAUAUUGCUACUUCACAUACAAGAAUGAGUCUGACCAUAAAAAUAUACCUAUGACAGCAAAACAGCAACACACAAAUCAAAUGCAGUGCUGAACUUUGUGCUGAGACCUGUUUAACAUGAGAGCUAGGAUACAAUAGACAAUUACUACGACCUCUGUUAGGGAACCCAGGUAUCAAGUUUUAUGUGUAUAUAUGUACUGUUAAUACACAGUGUGUACAAUGUGAGAUAAAACUGUCCAAAUGUCUUUGUAACACAAACAAAUCAUUAAGUUAAUGUCUCUCAGAUUCCUGAUUUUAACAGAUGUGUAUUAUAUUGUGGAAUAUAUCCUGAAUUAUGCGUUAUGCUUAUGGUCAGACUACCAAGCUAUAGUGGGAGUAGAACAUGUCGGUUUUUAGUUUUUCGUUUCUUUGCCUUUGCUCAUAUCACACACUCCAGCCUCACCGAGUUCAGCCUCUCUUUUGAAUCGGAAAUGCGGACAUGCAGACUGAACUAGCAGGAGAAAAAAAAGCAGAGGAUAAUGAUGUCAAAGACUUGACAUUGGCAGAUGCAUGGUACAAGUGAAAGACAGCACAACACGGUGCAGGACAGCCACUACGCAUGUGUUUGAGGCCCCAGUUUGGAUGGGUUGUGAUGAUGUUCUGCGGCUUCUAUCCUCCAUCACCAAGGGAACAAAAAUGAAGAAAUGCCAGCAGACACGAAGCUGGAAAUAGUUGAGAGUGAGGAUUUUGAAGACCAACAUGCUGAGGAAGGUGGGAUACUGCAGACAGUUAAUUAACCCCCCAAAAAUCUCACACUUUUUUCUUAUUUUUCCCCUCAAACACCUCCAUGUUGUUAACCAUAUAGAAAGAAACCAAUUACUUCAUUCAUUGAUUUCGUCUGAUUGAGGCAGUUAUGUGAAAAUGUGGAAAGAAAAAGAGAAUUCACAGCACAAAAAUUACGAGUCAAAGUACAGAGAGAACAUAAAGCAAUGGAUUAGCCAACGCACAUCUCUCCUGAACAUUGCCAUAUAGCCUAAAGCAUAGUUUGUGCAUGAUGCACCUUAGGUUUCUAUUGAUUUAUAAUGUCCCAGUGUGGUAGUGUGCUGUGUGAACUGUUUUUCUCAUUGAUAUUUUCAACUGCUCUCUUUCCUUUAUAGAUUCAUUGACCUGAACCUUGCCUGUCAGCAAAACACACUUUAUAACACACCCACACUUCCUCAACAUGAUCUUACUUAGUACUUUGUGCCAAAAGCUGUUGGAAAACAGAGAAAAUCUAUGACAUGUAUAAUCUUCUGUUGGAGUGACUUCUAAUGAUUGAAUUCUGAAAUCUAUGAUGAUGAAGAAAAGUAAAAUAAAUGUCUGAUUAAUGUGUCUGACACACUGAA